AUGCCGCGUCAGUCGAAGAAGGGUGCUCAGCAAGCGGCCAAGGCGGGCAAUGUGGAGCGUGAUCAUGCAGCAAAAGGCCAUCAGUCGGAGCCGGCGACGCCGAAACCGAUGUUGAAGGAGGUGGAAGGCCCCUUUGCGGACGACGUGCGUAUCUCUCUGGUGAAGAAGUUAACGGCUCUGAAGUUUCCACCCACGGCUUCCUCUGCUGGAGGAGGGGAGGACAGUGCUGCAGAAGAGAAGGACGAAGCAACUGAGGUUACACCACCGGCUGUUGAUCCUGUGGCUCCUGUGGUCGGGGAGGAAGAAGAAGAGGAGGAAGAUGAUGGAUAUCUCAGUGACGACCCGGAAGAACGCUUCGAUCCUGUGAAGGCUGGGGAGAUCGCUGCGCGUGCGGGUUUCUCGAUCACGCUUCUGGUUCCAAUCAAGUACGAGGAGGAGGUCCCGCGCACCAUUGAUACGGUCAAGGGUCUGCUAGCGCUGUGGAGGAGGAGCAUCUCGGCACAUGUCCUGGACGAGGUGCCAGGUCCUGUUGCCGGCGUGGCUGUCGAAAAAGCGAUGUUGGAUGAGAAGAAGAUCUUUCUGGAUUGGCAGCAUCCCGAGAAUCCUACCUAUACUCACAAGCGUGCGACAAACCCGGAUUCAAUCGAAGUGCUGCUGAAGAGUGUCCUGGCUGCGAUUACGCCGGAGAUGGUGUACGAGUAUUUGGUGAAGACGGUUUUGGAGAAGCGCAGUCGUACUCCUUUCCUCAGUGGGGCUGCCUUUCAUCGGGUGGUGGAUCCUAGGACGGGUGCAGACACGGACAAGAUAAGGGGCCUGGUUAAGGGGCACCCAGGGGAUAAGUAUCGUUGGAUCUUACGCGACCCAGCGGUGGUGCUGGUCUCCACUGGAGGGAGCCGGGAGGACUGGCUCUGCGUGAAGGAGGCGUGCGACAAGGCUCAUGGAUCCAGUUUCUCACAGGCGAUGGCGCAUGUGAAGUCGGUCCAGCACUGCACGGCUCUGCUGCAGGGGGAUGCGGCAAGCAGGAAAAGCAAAGGGAUGAUGAACUUUAUCCCAGUUCGCAAGGAGUUCGGCCUGCAGCAUUAG
This is a messenger RNA of Closterium sp. Naga37s-1, 1083 nucleotides long. Lineage: Eukaryota; Viridiplantae; Streptophyta; Zygnematophyceae; Desmidiales; Closteriaceae. The record is from the annotation of a GenBank genome assembly.